GACGAAAAACCCGCUAGACGAAAGGGUUUUCCGUUUUUCGAUGCGCUUCGCAAGACGAAUUUCCCUAUGGGCUUGCUUUGCAAGAUGAAAACGUCUUGCGAGUCUUGCGAUUUUUUUCGCUCCCCCCCCCUUUUUCUAAGCCGCUAAGCCUUUAAUAGCCGCUAAACCGCUAAUAGCGCUAAGCUGCUAAGCCGCUAAUAGGGUUGCUUCACAAGACGAAAAAACCGCUAGACGAAGAGACUCGCGGAACGGAUUAUUUUCAUCUUGCGAGGCACCACUGUAUAUAAGUGUUAAUUCCAUUAAUGUUUCAUUGUUUUUUAAAAAUGUUUUUAGCUGUUCUUAUUUUAUCUGUAAGCCGUCUUAAGUCCCUGUCUGGGAAAAAGGCAGUGGAACAGAAAAACACCAGACAGUUCUAGGUAGGAUCAGUCCCUUUGCUGGCCAUGUUCAGGUCUAUAGCUUAUAGAAUACCUACAGUUGUAAUAUUCUGACCUUCCGGCAGCAAACGGUCUCCUUGCAGCAUCCCAACGCAGGCUAGGCUUUGGCCAAGAGCAAAUUUGCCUCAAACACAGGUGUCUAUAGUUUCGAUUGUGCCAAGUUGCUCUCAUAUGCUUAACCAGGUGCAGGACGAAAACACCCAAAAUUAAGCACACCUAACUUAAACCCUUUUUUGCCCUUUUCCUUCUGCAGGCACAAACCCCCUUAUAUAUUAACGCAACAAGAGAGGUAAGAUGACUCUCUAGGGGGAGAGCCCUCAAAGUAUUUGGGGCUGAAUCCACACUGACCUUUUUAAUGCCAUUAGAACAAUAUUGGAUACAUCGUUCUAAAACGUUACAGGGCAUACCUGAAAAUUAAAAGCAUUUUUGUUUCCCCCAUCAAAACACUUAUUUCCCCUACUGCUGGUUGCUCUGCUCUGGUGUCACAUUUUAAUAGCACAUUAUGAACGUUAAAACCAGGGUGUUCUGUCUCCCAUCUGUGUUACGAAAACCAUUCCUUGACCCUUAACGUUACAAACCAUGAGUGUCCAUCCGCCCUGGGUGCGGCUGCCAAAAGUCCUUUCCCCAUGUCUCAAGUGUAACUUUACAGUAUGCAGGUCUUCUCCAGAAGAUGUUGAGCCCCUUUCCUGAGCUGCAAAGCAGCAGUGGAUAACUGCAGGCCUAGGACCCAAACGCUGCUUCCCGUGCCUUUGGGACUCCACCCAAGCAACACUUCAUAGGCCACGGCCUCGCCAACCCUGCUCUGCUCUCUUCCUGAGAGCUUUUGCCUGGCCGACACAUAUCCUUAAACUAUGAUGAUGCCUUUCGCUUGCACAGAUGAGGAUGGGUUGGGUAGGGCAUGCAAAAACUUCAGAUUGUGUAGCCAGAAUAUCUCUGCAAAGGUAAGAAACCGCCUGGUUGCCCUGCCCACUUCUGUCUCUAUCCCUGCCUACUUCUGUGCAUGCCCGCUGGAUGAAAAGGUGGGAAAUAAAUGCAAAAUAAUAAUGCUGCCAUAGGUUCUCCAUUGCUGCUGCCAAGGUUUAUAAAGGAAGGAAGAGUUUUAUCUGGGCUUGUCUCUGUGCGUCUUACCGAGGCCACGUGUUUUGAACUUGAAAGGCGAAAGGGUCCACUCUCAAUGUGGCCCCCACUUGCUUCCUGCGCACUCCAGUGUGGUGUAGCCAGUGUGGUGUAGUGGUUAAGAGCGGUGGACUCAUAAUCUGGUGAACCGGGUUCGCUUCCCUGCUCCUCCACACGCAGCUGCUGAGUGACCUUGGGCUAGUCACACUUCUCUGAAGUCUCUCAGCCCCAUUUACCUCACAGAGCGUUUGUUGUGGAGGAGGAAGGGAAAGGAGAAUGUUGGCUGCUUUGAGACUCCUUCGGGUAGUGAUAAAGCGGGAUAUCAAAUCCAAACUCUUCUUCUCCUCCUGUUGGUGCUCGAGUCCUGUGAUGAUUGGCCAUUUACAAGGUCAGCUCCACAUUUGAAAAAUCACGGGCUUUCAUAACCUAAUGUCUCUCCCUGGGUGCGGUAUGGAAACCACAUCAGAAGUGUGAACCAGUUUCCCCUUUAAAACUAUUAAAAGAGCUUGGAGGCGUCACAUGACCAGCACAACACUAAAAUUCUAAACUGCCCAAUGGGGUGUUUCUCUUUUAAAGGCUGGAAGGUUUCAAGCACGAUAGUGGGUACAUUUAAAAGGUUGCAGCCAUGUAUGUACAAUUCAAACUGACAAGGUCAAAACAGCUGCCCAAGAUGAUAGAGUGACAUAUCAGAAGUGCUGGGAUCAGAUAAUCAACAGGAUAUGGGGUGCCUUGAAUAAGCAUCAGGUAUGUUUUUGUGGGGGACGCAGGUGGCGCUGUGGUCUAAACCACAGAGCCUAGGGCUUGCCGAUCAGAAGGUUGGUGGUUCGAAUCCCCGCGACAGAGUGAGCUCCCGUUGCUCAGUCCCAGCUCCUGCUAACCUAGCAGUUCAAAAGGACGUCAAGUGCAAGUAGAUAAAUAGGUACCGCUCUGGCGGGAAGGUAAACGGCAUUUCCGUGUGCUGCUCUGGUUCGCCAGAAGCUGCUUAGUCAUGCUGGCCGCAUGACCAGGAAGCUGUCUUUGGACAAAUGCUGGCUCCCUCGGCCAGUAAAGCGAGAUGAGCGCUGCAACGCAGAGUCUUCUGCAACUGGGCUUAACGGUCAGGGGUCCCUUUACCCUUUACCUUUAUGUUGUUGUGGAGCUCAGUGAAUCACUGACAUUUAAAGAAAUGGCAAGAGAGGAAUUGCUUUCAACUUGCCCCCUAAAAGGAGAAUUUCCCUUUGCCCUCCCCUCCCCUGCUUUUGUAUUGGUUCUGGCCUUUGAAAGAAAUCUGGCUCAAAACAAUGAAAAUGGCCAUUAGGAAAAUUAUCAGCCUUUAAGUCACAUUUUCAUUAGAUGCAACUCUUACCUUUCUUCAAUAUUUUGUAAAUAGUAAUUAUAGGAGACCCUGUGCAACAGGGUGAGAAACAUUUUCCUUCUUAUAUGAAUAGGGUAUAGGGUUGCCAUAUUUCAAAAUCUGGACACAAAAAGACCGUUUUGGGGGCGGGAUGAAAGUUGUUGAGAGUGGGAUUUUUUGUGUUUUUGAGAUAUUUUUAAGGAAAUUCGUCAAAAUCUUGACUUCCAACAUGGGUUGCCAUACAUCCAGAUUUCCCUGGACAUUUCAGCGAUUUUCGCCCAGACACCUUAUUUCCAACAGCCAUAUUUCAGCUAUGUCUGGGAAAUUCCAGACUUAUGGCAACCCUAUUACACAACUUGCUACUGUUAUAUUCUGACUCCCCAAAAUAUUACUCAGUGUAGAUUGUGGUACUUAAAUACUAAAUGCAAAAUGCCCUAAAUAAAAAUUUCAACAGUAUGUCAAUUCUUAAGUCAAAAUAGUAAUUGCUAUAUAAAAAAGAUCACAUCAGUUCUAAAAACUCUCAAUAGUUUACAAAAACGAGUUUUGCACUGCUGUACAGUAUGAGUGUUCCUGUUUAAAGCUUAAGUUAUUCUUCAGAGUAAAUUGUGUCUUGAGCUUUUGUUGUCACCACAACAGGAACACUUAAUUUCUUUCUGGCAAUGCUUUCCUAUACAUCCAGCAUUUAUGAAGCUUCCCUUAGUAAAUUGCCCCAAAACAUUUUGUUCCCAUAUAGCAUGUAUAUUAGAUCCAAUUGUACAUUUUUAUUAUUUAGCAUAUCUGAUAGAAGACUUCAUUGAAGUUAAGUUUCUCAAAACAGUUUUGUUUUGUUUUUAUUUAUUAAAUAUCUAUCCCACCCUUCAUCCAGAGAUCACAGGUCAGUUUACAAUUUGGAGUCAGAACUCUGGGUUCUGGGAAGAAUAUCUUCGGGUGUAGUCCUGUAAUACUUACCUGGGAGUAAAUGCUAUUAGAGGACAUGCUAUUAGUUCUACUAACUUACUUUUGAGUAGAAAGGCCUGGGAUUGUGCUGUUGGUCAUUUAAUGGAUUUUGUCAGCCAUUUGAAUCUCUUUGCAAUUUAUUUCCUUUUUUUGUCUAGCUUGGGAUGCUAAAAUGUUUCUGUACCAUGUCGCGGGAGGGAAAUCCCCAUAUGUGGGGAUCAAAGGAUGUUAACAAAAUCAUACUUUACAUAGUGUGAGCCUUUUGAAAAACAAAAAUGUUAUUUUCUUCCAUCAAAGGAAAUAUGUAACUCCCCCCUUUUGAAGAGGCUGAUGAAUUGUGCCUCAUGUUAAUUGCAUGUUCUGAAAUUGCUGCUCUUACCUGGUCAACAAUGGACACUUUUCUUCUAAAGGACUCCCCAAAAGAAAUAUGUGGCCGUUGGCACUGAAUUUACAAUUACUGCCAUUUUCAGCUGCAAUUAAAGCCAUUUUCAAUUUGGAAAGGCCUCAGUGUUGCAUAAUACAAAACGUACAAUGGUUCACAAAAGCAUGAUACUGCAAACGAGCCAUUAAUGCACAACAUAUUCAUACAGAAGGAAUCCAGUUCCUACCAGAGUUGUACAGCAAGACUUGUACAGCUACUUUUCGUAGAGGAUGCUCACUCGGUAGUAGAAAGUACCGUAUUUUUUGUCCUAUAGGGCGCACCGGCCCAUAGGACGCACCUCGUUUUUUUUUGGGGGGGGGGAAAUGAAUAAAAAAAAUUAUCCCCCCCCCGCGCCGCGGCUGCCGCCCCAAGCCUUGCGCACACCUGCCCGAAGCACGGGGCACCCUCUGGAGGGCUCCGCGUGCUUCGGGCAGCAAGGUUCCACCCCAAGCCUUGCUCGCCCGGCGGGACCUCCCACCGGGCGCGUGAGACUUGCAGACACUCGCCCGAAGCACGGGGAGCCCUCCGGAGGGCUCCCCGUGCUUCAGGCGACAGGCUGCCGCCCCAAGCCUCGCGCGCUCGGCGGGACCUCCUGCCGGGCGCGCAAGGCUUGCGGACACUCGCCGGGGCUGCAGGCUGCUGCCCGCAAGCCUUGUGAGCCCGCGGGAACUCCCGCCGGGCUUGCAAGGCUUGCGGAUAGCUUCCUGAAGCCUGGAGAGCGAGAGGGUCGGUGCGCACCGAUGCCUCUCGCUCUCCAGGCUUCAGCGAAGCCUGCAUUCGCCCCAUAGGACGCACACACGUUUCCCCUUCAUUUUUGGAGGGGAAAAAGUGCGUCCUAUGGGGCGAAAAAUACGGUAAACACAGGUUGCAUGUCCUCCGUUGGUAUUCUUACUUUCCCCCCUCAAUAGCAGUGGGGGAAAGCAGGUUUCCAGAAAUGGUGUAUGAAUUCCCUGGCCUGUGAACAUCAAAUGUGCUGCAUUUCAGUGAGUCGCAUAUCAGGGAUGUGGGUGACUCUGUGGUCUCCACCACUGAGCCUCUUGGGCUUGCCGAUCAGAAGGUCGGUGGUUUGAAUUGUGAGCUCCCGUUGCUCUGUCCCAGUUCCAACCUAGAGUCACAUAUCUACAGAAAAGCAGACUUCAGCCUGGAAAUGUCUUGCAUGUGGUGCCCCAUUAAUGAUGCUAGGAAUGUGUGAUUUUGAAAAUGUUGAAGGGGAAGCUGAUUUAAUAAAUAUAAUAAUUCCGUUCCACAGUAACUGGGUUAUUCUAUCGUACCCUAGCUAGUUUUUCUCUUAGUUAAUACGUUGCAGCCCCAACAUUUUGGAUUAUGUCACUGAGAGAAUGGAAAGACAAAACAAGAGUGUAUAUUCCAUAUAUACAAAACAGGCCAUUUCUUGAAUUAUCAGCAGCAGAUGCUAUAACCAGCUAAGGAAAAGAAACGAAAAAGAACUGUGCUAUGAAAAAUGUAUUUUAUUAGUCGUUCAAAGUUAUUCCUAAGAUCAUACAGGGAAGUAAUAAUAAUUUUAUUUAUAUGCCACUCAGCUGACUGGGUUGCAUGAGUCGAACUCUGGGCAGCUUCCAAAAAAGUAUUAAAACAUGAAAAACCUCAAACAUUGAAAACAUCCCUGUUCAUUAGAAGACCUAAUGAAAGAUAAGCAGAUAUACUGAGGUGCAGCCAGGCCACAUUCCAGCUCUUGGAAGGUAUGGUCUGGGUAUUAGGGCUUGUUUGCCAGGAUACCCCGAUGAUGUAAGAGGAGACUGUAUAAAUGGAAUUAAAUGGCAGGAUUUGAACCUGUUAAAUUUACAGCAAAGGCAGAUAUAUGAUACACCCUCCCAACAUCAUGUUCUGGGGUUACACACUUUGAUUACCUGCAGAGACUCGAGAUCAAGGGACCAGUGGGAACAGACGGGGUAGGGAAUCUGGUUUGAGUAGCUGUCUCUCAGGGAUUGGACUCAAGAGGACGAGACGGAGGAGAAGUGGUAGAGAUCACACACCCCCUUCUCCUGAUGUUGCAGGAGAAGAGUAAUGUAGCAUUGAUUUACAGCAGGGAGUUGAGGGGGUGGAGGAAGGUUAUGACUCAAGAGAUAGAUGAACAAAAUAGUUGGGCAGUUUUAGAAGGGGGGUGGGUGGGAUUGUGACAGGGCAGCCAGCUGACAUGUCACUGGAGAGUAUUUCAGACCCCCCCCUUCCCCCAGAACUCGGUGUUCAUUAAGGGUACAAGAAUAACGGGAUCAGCAGACACUUGGGAGAUGUUGCUGUUAGGAAUGUGGGAGGUGGAGCCCAGUUUUGAGCAACGCCAUUGUUGUUCUUUUGUCUCUCGCUAUUAAGAUUGAAUAAAACUUAUUAAAAAGGACUUAACCUUGUUAUCUCUGCUCUUGCUGCAACCGGGAAAGGAACAGCUUUCCAGAAGCCUUGAUACUAUCUUUUGUUAGCUUUUUCCAGCAAACAUAGGGAAGUGGCUGCUUUGCAUAUUAGGUAUGGAAAGGGAAAGGUAAAGGGAUCCCUGACCGUUAGGUCCAGUCGCGGACGACUCUGGGGUUGUGGCGCUCGUCUCGCUUUACUGGAUGAGGGAGCCGGCAUACAGCUUCCAGAUCAUGUGGCCAGCAUGACUAAGCCACUUCUGGUGAACCAGAGCAGCGCACGGAAAGGCCGUUUACCUUCCCACCGGAGUGGUACCUAUUUAUCUACUUGCACUUUGACAUGCUUCAAACUGCUAGGUUGGCAGGAGCUGGGACCGAGCAACGGGAGCUCACCCUGUAGCGGGGAUUUGAACCACCAACCUUCUGAUCGGCAAGCUUUAGGCUCUGUGGUUUAUACCACAGCACCACCAAUAGGUACGGAAAGUUAACUACAAAUAGUUGUGUAGGUAGGGAAUGAACUGCACAGAUUCUGCAGUCCUGGUGCGGACAAUACUGACCUAGGCAGACCAGUGGUUGACUUGGUACAAUAUGCCUAUUGAAAAAUGUGUUCUUCCUUUAUCCUUCGUGGGCAAGUAAAUGUCUUUCUGAGGAUUGCAAAAUAAACACGCAACCACUGUUGAAAAUACAAAGACACACAGGUAUUCUCUAAUCACACUAUAAAUAGAUGGUGUGUGUUUUCAUUGCCUGAAAAGGCUGCUGGUUAGUAGUAGCCAAGACAUGUUGAUCAGUUGUCUAAUACACAGUGCCAUCUUGGUGUCAAGUUAAAGCUAAUUUGCUCCCUUGACGGAAGAUCAGGGACUCUGUAUAAAUAGAGGCAUGGCGACAAACCUCAGAGCACCUUACAGACAAGUAAAUAAAUACAUCUGAAGAAGUAAAUACACAUAGGCUAUGUUGCUGUGACCAAAAGAGAUGUAUCUCCAAAAUGUAGCAACCUCUUUGACAUUUUCUCAAUGAACACUUUAAUAACUGUUUACACAUGCAGUUCUCUAGGAAUUGUGCAUGGUUUCCAGUCGAGUCGCAGAGGCCCAACACUGGCAACAGAAAAAGAGGUUUUCACUGCAGCUAGUGCGCUAUUGGGAAGUUUGCAAAACGCUAACUACAAAUGUACAUUUAUACAACCUUCUCUCUGUUACUGCAAUGCCCAUUUGUGAACUAUAGCUUCCAUCACCCCUGCUCAAAAAUCUGUGCCACUGAAGUUGGUACAGUGGUACCUCAGGUUAUGAACUUAAUUCGUUCUGGAGGUCCGUUCUUAACCUGAGGUACCACUUUAGCUAAUGGGGCCUCCCACUGCCGCCGUGCCGCUGUCACGCGAUUUCUGUUCUCAUCCUGAAGCAAAAUUCUUAACCUGAGGUACUACUUCCGGGUUAGCGGAGUUUGUAACCCGAAGUGUUUGUAACCCAAGGCAUUUGCAACCCAAGGUACCACUGUAUUUGCUUAUAUCACAGUGAACUGCCAUAACAUUUAUCAAGUAUAACUUGGAUGUAGCUGUUACACAUUACCAUGCCAGGAAGUAGACACUGUGGUAAAAUCAUCAAGUGGUAAACCCAUACAGUGGUACCUCAGGUUACAUACACUUCAGGUUACAUACGCUUCAGGUUACAGACUCUGCUAACCCAGAAAUAGUGCUUCAGGUUAAGAACUUUGCUUCAGGAUGAGAACAGAAAUUGUGCUCUGGCAGCAUGGCAGCAGCAGGAGGCCCCAUUAGCUAAAGUGGUGCUUCAGGUUAAGAACAGUUUCAGGUUAAGUACGGACCUACGGAACGAAUUAAAUACUUAACCUGAGGUACCACUGUACUGUGUCCUUAAUGGAAAAGCCUGAACUGGGUUUGAAAAGCCAUAUAAUGAUUUAGAACAAAGAUCUGAAACAAAAAGUUGCAAAGUGGAGUCUUGCUCCUGUUCAGAAGACGCCAUUCCAUUUAGCACUGUUAGCCAUCCAGCAUUCCGUGUCUACUGAGCAUGCUCAGUCCUCACUGAGCUGAGUUCCCAUCCCCAAACAUGCUUCCGUACUUCUGCAAACCUUGGGGUUCCUCUGAGCUUGCUCUGUCUUGCAUUCAGAUGGUUUUGACUACGCAAGUCAUGAGGACUGCUUUUUAGCAUAUAGGAUACUGCUUUGAAAGUUUGACUGCAAAGCUGAUUAAGACCAAAAAGCAUUGUGUGUUGACAGGAAAGAUGGUCAAAGUCUAGAGCUGCCUUGAAGUUGCAGUGCUGCGGUAACAAUGGCUUUAUGUAAAACGUCAUUCAGGUUUACACUCCACCCAGAAGGCUAUGUGAACGCCAAUAUAUGCCCAGAGCUCUUGAGGGGGCAAGCUCUCCUUUCAUUCCAAAGAAUAGCUGCAACUGCACAAAAGGAAUGAGUGGAGAACUGCUUCUCCCAAUCAAUCGAUGGGAGAAGUUCUUGCAGCUUUGAGCUUCACAUUAUCGCUCCACAUCUGAAAUACAUCAGUGCUUCAGGAUGCAAAUUUGCAAGGUUAUUUCCCAAACGAUACCUUCUUUAUCUGUUACUGCACCCAAACAAGUUAUUUUUUAUUAAACAUCUUCAGCAUAUCAGGUAGUCGGUAAUUAAGUAAAGAGAACAUUCUCAGCCUAAUAGGCUCCCAAGGUGGCUUAACAACCAAUUAAAAACCAUAUAAAUACUACCACUAUUAAGAUUAAGUACGGACCCUACAAUCCCCAACAGCUAGGAACUGAAGCUGUAAUUCUAAGCACACUCAGGAAGGAGUAAACCUCAUUGAACACAGUAGAACUUAAUUCUGAGUUAAACAUCUAACACUGUGCAUUUGCUUCUGCAUUAAGCUUCCAGGAUUUGUCACGAGGCCCUAGGGAUUCCCAAGCUCUUCUCUUGAGCUUGGCUUCAAAGAGGUAAAGCAGGCAUAGGCAAACUCUGGCCUUCCAGAUGUUUGGGACUACAAUUUCCAUCAUCCCUGACCAUUGGUCCUGUUAGCUAGGGGUGAUAGGAAUUGUAGUCCCAAACAUCUGGAGGGCUAGAGUUUACUGUCAUUGUUAAUGUUAACCGGGACUCCAUUUUUAUCUGGAUUUGAAACCAGUUUCAAGCGCUGGUUCCAAAAUUUUGUUUGUCUAAAACUGACCGGGCACACUGAAAAAUAUUGAUUUCUAACACAGUGGUGCCUCGCAAGACGGAAUUAAUUCGUUCCGCGAGUCUCUUCGUUUUGCGGUUUUUUCGUCUUGCAAAGCACGGCUAUUAGCGGCUUAGCAGCUAUUAACGGCUUAGCGGCUUAAAGAAAAAGGAAACAAACUCGCAAGACGUUUCGUCUUGCAAAGCAAGCCCAUAGGGAAAUUCGUCUUGCGGAACGACUCAAAAAGCGCAAAACCCUUUCGUCUAGCGAGUUUUUCGUCUUGCGAGGCAUUCGUCUUGUGGGGCACCACUGCAUGUUCAUGUUUCAGUAGCAACCAGUGUGCUGGAGCAGAGUUUUGGAUCCGGUGUUAUUGCCUGAGGCAAAAUGGGAAGGUGCUGUCUCACUUCCUGGGGUCUCAGGAAAGUUGUGUGAGGCCUUCAAGUGGAGGAAACCCUUAGAUUUUGCCGCCUGAGACAGCUGCCUCAGUCUGCCUCAUGAAUGGGACAGCCCUGUGUGUCACUGCAGCUCACCUGGAUGGGGAAAUGACAGGGCAGAACCACAGCCAAUCUGGGAUUCCCACUGGAUGUUACCCGUGGCUUUGAAUAGUGAGGAGAGAAUAGAGAAUAUUGGUUGGAAAUAAAGAAACGGGUUUUUGGAAGUUUCUGAUUUGAGGUAGGUCAUUUGGCUGUCAAUCAUGUAAGUUGCAUUGUGCUAAAGAGAACCAGAAUAAAAGCAUCUGUAAAUAAGUUUCAGUCAUUUGAACUGCUUUUAAAAAUGCAAAUUAAAAUAAUUCUGGGCACUGCAGCUCACCCUCCCAUCAACCCUUCACAAACUACAGUGCCCAGACUUCUUUGAAGAAAAGAAGGCACUUUCAAUGUGCUUUACAGGUAAACACAGCCUUUGGCUUAACGUCUAGCCUGAGGAAGAAUUCUCAUGAACUCGACAACUUGUCCACGACUCUCUGCGUUAUUGCGCAACUGUCGCUUGUCGGUGUAAGCCGCAGAGAAGGAUUUUAUAGCUGCUUCCCCAAAUCCCCUCCUUUUUUCUUUCUUUUUGCAGGACUCUGCGAGCGGUCGUGCCUUUCUCUCGCCUGCCGGCUUGACGCUUCUCCGACCUGCGCGUGGACCAGCUGAGCAGACCUGUUGCUUCGCCUCCUGCGCAAAGAAACCCGCCCCCUUGCGCAAUCGGAUCUCGGGAUGCUCAGAGCAGGAGCUCUCCAACCUCGCCGGGCUCGGGAGGGCUAUUUUUAGCGAGCUCAUUCCAUUUAUAUCCGCGGCAAACAAAGGCAUCGACCUUAAGACGCUCCACGGCUUGGAUAACCCCGACCCCCUGCAGCUCUGCCUCCUCUCACCGGCCGCUGCCUCUCCAAAGCCACGCGCAAAAUCGUUUCUCUCCCGGACAUCUGGGGUCCCGGACGGAUCCAGCACGCGUUGCGCCUUCAUCCCGCUUCCUCCUCCUUAGGAUCUUCGGCUUUCUGGAGGAAAAAAAGCCCAUUCGGGAGCUCAGGAAAGUAGGGUAUAUGCCACCCCCUCUCCAUUUGGUUCCUCGCUGCUGAUUUCCCUCUGAAGCAGAAACAUUCGCUCCAUCCAAACUUUAGAGACGGUGCGCGCGGCGGAUCGUAUUAGAAAUCCAGAUCCCCGCUAGCACGUGGCUUCCCUCCCCCGGGGGGCCCCCUCAAUUUCGGAGAUCGGCAAGCGGGGAAAAAGGAUCCCCAACCAACCACCACUCCCGGAUCCUCGUCGCGCCGGUGAGAAAGAAUGGUGGACAUUUUCACUGGGCAUUUCCUGGUGAACCGGGACGGCCAAGCCGUGGAUCCCGAGCAAGCGCUGCAGAACAAGAUCGUGGGCUUGUACUUCUCGGCCGCCUGGUGCUCCCUGUGCCGGGAUUUCACGCCGAUCCUGUGCGACUUCUACAGCGAGUUGGUGGAGGACGCGCCCUCGCCGGCGCCCUUCGAGAUCGUGUUCGUCUCGUCGGACCGCAGCCGCGAAGAGAUGGUGGAUUACAUGCAGAACAUGCACGGGGAAUGGCUGGCGGUGCCUUUCCAAGACACCUUUAAGCAGUGAGUAGGAGAAGGGAGCGGCUUGCGGGUGGAACACGUGUGUGGGAAUGCAGAAGCCCGCGCAGAGGAGUGGGAGGCAGAGGAAGACCUCCCUCCCUCCCCCGCGUAUGUAGAUCCUCUUCCCCUCCGCCCACUCCGUGGUUAAACCCCGCCUCCUAAUUCCAGGUGUGUGCAGCAAUGGGAGAGGGCAUCCUCCGGUGCUGCCAGGUAGGGGCAAAGCUCUGUUUAGCAUUUAUAGAGGUGCCUAUGGUCCUCUAUAAGUUGGGUGGUGCUGUGGUCUAAAGCACUGAGCCUAGGGCUUGCCAAUCAGAAGGUCAGCGGUUCGAAUCCCCGCAACAGGGUGAGCUCCCGUUGCUCGGUCCCUGCUCCUGCCAACCUAGCAGUUUGAAAGCACGUCAAAGUGCAAGUAGAUAAAUAGGUACCACUCCAGCGGGAGGGUAAACGGCGUUUCUGUGCGCUGCUCUGGUUCGCCAGAAGCGGCUUAGUCAUGCUGGCCACAUGACCCGGAAGCUGUACGCCAGCUCCCUUGGCCAGUAAAGCAAGAUGAGCGCAAACAACCCCAGAGUCGUCUGCAACUGGACCUAAGGGUCAGGGGUCCCUUUACCUUCACCUAUGGUCCUUUACUGGUUUUAUGUCAUGAAACUUGUACACUGCUUUAUUGUAAAACAAAACAAAGCAAAAACUCACAAAGCGGUAUACACACACACAAAAAGCUACAACAAUAAAAUUAACAAGAACAAUAAGACGUUCAAAAAGUUGAAAUAGCAAUAAAUGAAAAACUGAUUGUAUCAACUUUCUAAAUAUCUGGGGAGGCUUGUAGGAACAAAAAUGUUUUUAACAGGUGCAGAAAAGAGUACAGCAAAGGCUUCUUCUUCUUCACUGGCGAUCACUCGUAGCCGAGUAAAAUUGUCUUCCAUGAACACUGUCUUAAAAGUGAGUCCGCAAGUGACUGUGGAGGCCAGUUCUGGAUCCACACGUCCUUCCCCAGUGGGGGCAUAGGUUUCGAGGCAGGAGUUGAUCACGGUGAGGGUUUGCCAAGUGUGCCUUCCUCUUAGCUCGUUUCUCCCUUUUGUCCUGAGUUCGAGCGUCUUCAAAGCCCAUGACACCUUUGGUAAAAGCUGUUCUCCAAUUGGAGCGCUCACAGGCCAGUGUUUCCCAACUGUCGGUGUUUAUACUACUUUUUUUUUAGAUUUGCCUUGAGAGAGUCUUUGAACCUCUUUAGUUGACCACCAGCAUUACUCUUUCCAUUUUUAAGUUCGGAAUACAGUCAUACCUUGGGUUGAAGUUGCUUCAGGUUGAGCGCUUUUGGGUUGCACUCCGCGGUGACCUGGAAGUAAUGGAACACGUUACUUCCAGGUUUUGCAUGCGCAGACGGUCAAAAUGACAUCACAUGCAUGUGCGAAAGCGGUGAAUCGCAACCCGAGCACGCGCAGAUGUGCAAACGCAGGUUGCAUUCGCUUCAGGAUUCGAACGGGGCUCUGGAAUGGAUCCUAUUCAUAUCCAGAGGUACUACUGUAGAGUAGCUGCUUUGGAAGACGAUAAUGAGACAUCCGUACAACAUGACCAGUCCAACAAAGUUGAUGUUGAAGAAUCAUUGCUUCAACACUGGUGAUCUUUGCUUCUACCAGUGCACUGGCAAUAGUUCGCCUAUCUUCCCAAGUGAUGUGUAAAAGUUUUUGCGUCAAUAGGCAGGGAGUUUCAAAGUUUAAGUGCUGCCACAAUGAAAGAUUAAAGUCCGUACAAAUUUGGAAGGGGUGUUCUGUGGCCUUUCUAUCAGUUCUGCCCAUUUGUCAAGGUUUUUAACCUCUUGCACCUGUUGGUUUGAGACAGUCAUGGGGAGGGUACAAGUCUGUGGCCCUCCAGAUGUUGCUGGACUGUGACUCCCAUCAUCCCUGGCCACACUAGCGGGGACUGAGUUGGAAUAGAGGGGAGGGAAGGUGUUCUGGUAAAGAACAAUAUCUGCAAGUAGAAGGUCUGCAGAGGAUCCUCACCGGAGACCUUAGAGAUCCACUGCCCAGUAACCCAGAUGAGAUGGCCUGCUAACCUUGUAUAUAUUUUGAGCAGCCACAGUUCUUUUACCCUGUGCCAGGAAAUCUCUUUGCUGGACUUGAAGUCAUCAGAUAUCGAAUCUCUGUGUGUAAACUUGCUUUUUUUGGAAAUCUCCCAUUUUGAAUUGACACUUUGGUCUCAGCAGGUUUGUCUGCUUACCUGCAACACCUGAACCCAUCCUUCCUCGAAGUAGCAUCAUACAAGGGGCUGUCUCCUUUUACUGUCACAACAGUCCCUUGAAGUAUUUCAGAGACGCUGCUCUCAGCUGUGAAUCACAGAAUCUUAGAGUUAGAAGGGACCCAAGGGCCAUCUAGUCCACCCCCUGCAAUGCAGGAAUCUCAGCUAAAGCAUCCAUUACAGAUGGCCCUCCAACCUCUGCUUAAAAACCUCUAAGGAAGGAGUCCAUGACCUCCCAAGGGAGACCGUCCCACUGUCAAACAGCUCUUGCUGUCAGAAAGUUCUUCCUGACAUUUAGUUGGAAUCUCCUUUCUUGCAACUUGAAGCCAUUGGUUCGAUUCCUACCCUCCAGCACAGGAGGAAACAAGUUUGUUCCCUCUUCCAUGUGAGAGCUCUUAAGAUAUUUGAAGAUGGCUAUCAUAUCUCCUCUUUUCCAGGCUGAACAUACCCAGCUCCUUCAACCAUUCCUCAUAAGGCUUGGUUUCCAGACCCUUGAUCAUCUUGGUUGCCCUCCUCUGCACACGUUCCAGCUUGUCAGCAUCCUUCUUAAAUUGCGGUGCCCAGAACUGGAUACAGUAUUCCAGGUGUGGUCUGACCAAGGCAGAAUAGUGGUACUAUUACUUCCCUUGAUCUGGACCCUAGACUUCUGUUGACUUGCCCAAUGAGCUGAAUGCCUAAGCAAGGAUUUGAAUGAAGUCCUCACUGGUACAUCCGUUCUGCCCCCAUGCACCACUACCCCCCAGAGUGGAUUCACAUCAAAGCAAGCAGUUCAGAUUUGUUUGUUUAUUUAAAAAAGCCCAAACCAGCCUAAUUAUGGUAUUGAGAUGAGAUAGCCUCGCUUUAGGAGGGAUAGGUGUGCUGAGGGAUGGGGGUCGGGGAAGUUGUCACUUAGAAUCAUAGAAUUGUAGAGUUGGAAGGAACAACGGCGGUGAACUAGUCCAACCCCGCUGCAAUGCAGGAAUUGGAGCAACAACCAGUGAUGUGACAGGCACUCUAAUGAGUAAGUUUACCUGUUCCCUGGUUUGACCACAUAAUUGCACCACCGGUUGUUAGAUUAACUAACAUUAACUAAGAUUUAGAGGUAAUACAUCGCUGUAUGGAAAGGAGCCAUUUUGCUUACAGCUAUAGCAGAGAGCUUGACGUCUGGAUGAUUAACUUCACCCUUGCACAAGGUCUUACCAGAGAUAAUGAUAAUGAUAAUGUUCAGUGGUUAGGUGGUUCCUGUUGGGUUGAAAAUAAACGACAGAUGAGUGGUAGGUGUUAUACGGGAGGCGUCUCCCCAACAUGUGUCGGGGAGUCCCUUUUAUUGAAUAUUACAGCAUUGCCACAUCUGUGCUUGUUGCUGAUUGGUUAACAUAAGUACAAAGCAAGGGUUGCAUAUAAGACAUUAAUCAUCAAUAGGUUAAAGGUUGGGAAAAGGAACGCAGAGUUUAGACAGGCAUGAUCUCCUUCUUAUAUGAUUGAUAUGGUGCUACUAAUGGACUGCACGUUCCAGGGUGGUACGAAAGGAAUGUACACAGAGGGAUAAGUACAGAUUGAUAUGGUGUGAACUCAAGGUGAACAGAACGUACCAGGGUGGUACGAAAAGAAUGUAAAGAUAACUACCCAUCAGGUUCCCAUGUCUGGAAGACAGACCAGUUAUCUCUUCUGGAUGGGGUUGCAUUGCAUCUUAAGGAGCAGGUUUGUAGCCUCAGGGUACUCCUGGAUACAAGGAUGUGGUUGGCUCUGUGAUCUAAACCACUGAGCCUCUUGGGCUUGCCGAUCAGAAGGUCGGCGGUUCGAAUCCCCGCGACGGGGUGAGCUCCCUUUGCUCUGUCCCAGCUCCUGUCAACCUAGCAGUUUGGAAGCACGCCAGUGGGUUUGAGCCCCGCAUUUGGCAAAAGAUUCCUGUAUUGUAAGGGGUUGGGCUAGAUGACCCUCAUGGUCCCUGAUUCUCUGAUUCCAUGAAACCAAUAUCCCCCCUCCCAUGGGCUCCAUCUAUUCAUGAAUAUCUACCUUCCACACAUCAUAUUCGUGAACAUGCAAACACCAUUCUGCCUCAACCACAUUUGAAAAUGUACUCACACAAACAUUUACCAGCCGACAUCCAAAAACAUGACAUCCAUUCACGUUUGUGCCCUGGCUGCAAUCCACAAAUAUACACUGGCUUCUGUUGACUGUCUUCCAUCAGCCGACAUCCACAAACAUCAGUCUGCUUUAGCCUUGUAGCCUCCACCAACUUCUGAAUCCAAAAGCCACUGGCUUUCAUCCACCAACAUCUGCCAGCUUCUGUUAGGUCCAUCAUGAGACGUCCACCAGCUUCCAACCACAGAUACCAGCAGCCUUCAAGCAAGCAAACUUGCCUUAUUUUCACUCCCUAGCAUCCCACUGCCAGAGGAUUGCCUUCUUCCAUUCUCCAGUUUGCCUCCUGCAAGCGGAAGAAACCUGGGCAGUGCUGAAUGUCACAUCCAUUGCCAGGUGUGUCCUGCUGGAAAUAGAAAAGGGCUUUCCCCUUGGCCUGCCUUUAUAUCCACUCAGUUGCCAAGUGCCUUUGUGACAUCACAAUAAACCCACAGUCAGUGUCCUGUACCACCAGCAGCUAGACUCCUGACGGGGUCAGAUGGCCAACGGCAUGUGAUACCUCUGCUAAAACAUUGGCAGUGGCUGCCCAAAUGCCACACAAGGCUCUUGUGUUGAUAUACAAAGCCCAAAACGACUUGGGUCCAUGAUACCUUAAGGAGCCAUUAUAUCCCAGCUUAAUCACUGAUAUCAUCUGACAAAGGCAUGUUAGUUGUCCCUCAUACAGUCUUCAAUGGCACCUGGCAUCUCCACCAUCUGGGGAUAAUUGGAUCUGGACUGUUUUUCUUUUCUUUUCUUUUAUAAAUAUUUUUAUUAUUUGUUUCCUUAAACAAUAUUUUCAACAAUGCAAUAACAAACAUAAAGCUUUCUGUUCUGCCCAGCAUGCGACUUCCCUCCUUCCCUUCAGCAGGUUUUCUGCUUUCAAGUCCUGUCUCGCGUUUUAGUUCUUUCACUUCUCUUAUCCACAUUGUAGGAUUUAUUUCAAUCCUGCUAUUGUCUUCAGAUUUUGCAAUUAUGAUUCAAAUAUACAAUAAAUUUACUCCAGUCCCUUUGAAAUUUUUGAUCAUCCUGGUCCCGAAUCCUGCAGGUCAGUCUGGCCAAUUCUGCAAAGUCCAUCAUUUUCGCCUGCCACUCUGCAAUCAUAGGUACUUCCUGUAACUUCCACUUUUGGCCAUUAAAAUUCUUGCUGCUGCUGCGCGUACAUAAAUAGUCUUUGAUCUAUCUUCACAAUUUCCUCUCCUAUCAAACCUAGCAAAAUUGCUUCCAGGUUUUUUUUGUGGUUUUUUUGAGAAAGGUAUAUCUAAACAUCUUUUUUUAGUUCAUUACAGAUCAAUUCCCAAAAUGUUUUUACUUUAUCACACGUCCACCACAUAUGAUAAAAGUCUCCAUCUGAUUCUUUGCAUUUCCAGCAUGUUUUGACUCUCAUUCUAUACAUCUGGGGAUAAUUGGAUCUGGACUGUUUUCAAUCACUAAUAUUCUGUAAAAUUCUAUCAGCUAUAUUUUAUCUAUACGAUUAGAACAGAUUUGAGGAACCAAAAACGCUUUUCUUUGCAGCCUGAGCAGGAGCAGUCACCAUUAAGAAAAAGAGGCUGGAAUAGAAUAUAUGUGUGGACUGUCCAUUUCUUCUUUUCUUUUCUUCUUCUUUAACUUUUCUGCUUUUCUACUAUAACUUCUCACAGCUCUUAACCUAGCUCAAGGUCGUCAUCUGAACUAGCCAGAUGUUCAACUGAGAAUCAACCACAGAAUCAUUCAUUUGAAAAAUCAGACUUUAGAGCUGUCUUCCCCCAAAAUGGCAUCUUGACAUUCCAUUUUGGUGACUGCAACCUUGGUUUAAGGAGCCAUUUGGUGCCUAGUUUACAUAUCUGGGUUUCCAACACUGCCCUCAUGUUACAUGUUACGGAGGCCUGACUGGUCCCAACUACAAAUUGGGUGUAAUCCUAGGCUGUGAAACAAUCUUCCAGCAGAGAUUCAGCAGGCAGAGGUGUAUAAGUACUUUUAUAAACGAAUAAAUUAAAUAAAGAAUUCCUGAACUUGCUUCAUCCCCCAGUUUGUCUGUAUAAUCCAGAGGCCAUCCGGAGAUUUAAGCAAAUCCACAGCAUCGGGAUAAGCGCUGUAGUAUUCAUUCUCUUUCUCUCUCUCUCUCUCUCUCUCUUUCUCUUCUUUGGUCUGACUCUUUGUCUUGAGAUAAAUGAGCAUGUAAACAGCAUGCAACAUUAUCUCUGAUGGAUGCAGCCCAUUGUUUUGCACCACCCAAUCACUUUGAAUGUGCCAAAGUCUCAAUGAGAUGACUUUACUGACUGACCUUGCAUGACACAGCGCAUGUUUACCCAGAGGAGGAGUCUGGCUGUUUUCAAAACAAUAAUGCGUAAAUCAUUUCUCGCACUCCAUACUCCUGUAAUUGGGUUGGAAGACUGCAUGGGUGGAAUCUAAAUUAUUCUGAGCUUGAAAACCCAACACCCAAAAAGCCCCUAAUUCAAGGAAAAAAAUUAUGCUCUUACAAGCUCACUCAUACAAGCUCGAUCAUUCUCCCAAAAACAUGGAAAUUUUUAGUUAAGGCUUCAGUCAUUUUGGUUUCAGUGCUAUGCACCUGGUAACAAGCUCUGCCAAAUGUAGUGGAAGUGAGUUCUGUAUAAGUAUUCAUGGGAGUGUGUUAUUAAUGUAACAUCUCGUUCUGGUUUGAAGAGUGCUUGAAAUUUUUCAGAAUAUUGUCUGUGUGUGUUAUAGAAAGCGCUUCUGUUAUUUGAAUUAGCACUUUAAACCAGGUGACUUUUUAAAGAGACUUACAAUAAAUUGUGUGCUUGUUGUUUUUUAAAUAACAACCCUAUUACAAUUCUUUUAACCAACUUUAAGUAAAAAUAGAUAUUCAAUCACGCUUAAUCCACUCUAUUUUCUCAUGCAUUUUACACCAGUGUGUUCCUCUUUUCCUGCCCCCUCUUUUUCUUUGCAGUGAGCUGAAGAAGAGAUACAACAUCACAGCCAUUCCUAAACUUGUGAUUGUUAAACAAACUGGAGAAGUCAUCACCGAUAAAGGAAGGAAACAGAUAAGGGAGCGGGGACUCAACUGCUUCCGAAACUGGCUGGAAGGGGCAGACAUCUUUCAGAAUUUCUGCAGCUGAACCAGUGGUGGGAAUUUCAGACAAAGAUAGCUUAGCUAAAUCCUUUGUGUAAUCGGAAUUCCCACCUUCACAACUAAGCCAAGCAGAGAAAUGGCUUUUUCUUCGGAUGGUAUCUAACCAAGUCAUACCCAGGGCAGACCCAUUGAAAUGAAUGGACGCAACUAACUGUGCUCCAUUGCUUUCAAUGGUUCUACUCUGAGUACAACUUAGUUGGAUACCCAACUUUAUUUAAAAUUCUGUGUGACUGGAAGAAUUAAGCAUAGCUGGGUCCAAUGUACUCUUCCAUCUGUUUUGUAUUAUUUAUGCUUUUAUUACAUAGAAUAUAACCAAAGCUGAAGAAUUUGGUAAAGGCUAGCAUUAUCUAGGAAAGAGGAUUUUGGCACUUAGAAAGAGUGCCCUCCUCAAUCUAUGCAAGCCUGUUAUUUUUACAAAGGUAAAAGCUCUACAGGGAAAACUAUAUUUCUUGGCAAGAAGACUUUUUUGGAGUAUUGGUUUAAAAUUUAUAUUACUAAAAUAAGAGAGUAUUUGCUUUAAUAAAUCCAUUUAUAGCU
Podarcis lilfordi (Lilford's wall lizard) is the source of this 19740-nucleotide messenger RNA. Lineage: Eukaryota; Metazoa; Chordata; Lepidosauria; Squamata; Lacertidae. The record is from the annotation of a GenBank genome assembly.